Triticum dicoccoides is the source of this 1647-nucleotide messenger RNA. Its product is annotated as pyridoxal kinase-like. NCBI's taxonomy places the organism in Eukaryota, Viridiplantae, Streptophyta, Magnoliopsida, Poales, Poaceae. The record is from RefSeq and is a predicted model, not a curated record. The coding region runs from base 1 to 1212 and encodes 403 amino acids. Gene Ontology annotation, molecular function: pyridoxal kinase activity. The transcript is spliced from 13 exons. Gene Ontology annotation, biological process: pyridoxal 5'-phosphate salvage. Gene Ontology annotation, cellular component: cytosol.
AUGAGGUCUGUAGGGCCCAAAUCUGGGCCGAGCAUCGCCGCCAGGUCGCGCCACCCCGCCGCCAACAAUGACGCCGCCGUCCAGCCGCCCGCCCGGCCGUGCCAGGGAACCCCGCCGCCACCCAGAAUCCUAUCCCUCGAUUGCCACACGGACGGCCACGAUAGUGUCAACUGUCAGCCGUGCGAUCCCAUCGCCGUCCGCUGCUGGUCCACUCGUCUAUCUCCCACGCAUACUCUUCUCCUUCCGCCUCCGCCCUCCUCAGCGUCGCAUGCUCGCCGCCGCCGCCGUGCCGCCCCUGCCGCCGCUCCCCCGCUCGUGCGCCUCGUGGGGACGGUGGAUCCCAUCCACUCCUUUCUCCUCCAGGGCUACGUUGGCAACAAAUCUGCUGUCUUUCCGUUGCAACUCCUUGGUUUUGAUGUGGAUCCGAUAAACUCUGUACAGUUUUCUAAUCAUACAGGAUAUCCAAAAUUUAGAGGACAGGUUCUCAAUGGCAAUCAGCUGUGGGAUCUUAUUGAAGGACUCGAGGAAAAUGAAUUAUUGCACUAUACACAUUUGUUAACAGGUUACAUCGGCUCUGUUUCCUUUUUAAAUACAGUGCUACAAGUCGUCGACAAAUUACGAUCAGUCAAUCCUGAUCUUAUAUACGUUUGCGACCCGGUUCUAGGUGAUGAAGGCAAACUAUAUGUUCCUCAGGAUUUAGUAUCUGUUUAUCAGGAGAAGGUCGUCCCAGUUGCUUCAAUGCUUACACCAAACCAAUUUGAAGUUGAACUACUCACAGGAUUAAGAAUUACUUCUGAACAAGAUGGCUUGAAAGCUUGCAAUACCCUGCACAGUGCUGGACCACGGAAGGUGAUAAUAACCAGUGCACUUAUUGAAGACAAGCUGCUCCUCAUCGGAAGUUACAAAAGAACAGAGGAACAACCGCCGGAACAAUUUAAGAUUGAGAUACCCAAGAUACCUGCAUAUUUCACGGGGACCGGAGAUUUAACAACUGCUCUUCUACUAGGAUGGAGCAAUAAAUACCCUGAUAACCUUGAGAAAGCGGCGGAACUGGCAGUAUCCAGUUUGCAGGCACUCCUAAGAAAGACAGUUGAAGACUAUAAAAGAGCAGGCUUUGACCCAUCAAGCAGCAGCUUAGAGAUCAGAUUGAUACAAAGCCAGGAUGAGAUCAGAAACCCGCAGGUCACGUGCAACGCCGUGAAGUAUAAAUGACCCCGUAGUAAUUCUGACAAGCAUCGCCACAAAAUUGAGGCCGUCAAACUGUUAUAAGGAGGAAUGGUUGUAAACAGAUAUUGGUCUCCUCGAAGCAUGCCGAGAUCUUCACUGUCAACAGGCACCGCAUAUUCGACACGGUUUCUGGCUUCAGUUUUGGGAAAGCCAUUUCUAGCUUGCCUUAGGUUCAAACCCUUGAAGGAUCCAAAUUAGGGAAAACAACAAUACGCCAUCAUGCUUUUGCUAUAAUUCGUCACUGUUAUUUGUGGCUGUGAGAAUGAAUUGUACAGAAGGUUUAGUUGCAUCUUUGAAGCUUUGUUGUGUUGGUGUUACAAUGAUUAAACAGCAUCUUAUUGAUGUGUUCUGUACCUACUCUUUAUUAAAUUAUGUGUUAACUCAUUGGUGACUAUUCAAGGAAUGAUCCAUACAGCAACU